GGAGCGGUCACAUGGUAGGAUCACAUGACCAUGACGUCAGUCGUUUCAGAGGAUAGCAACUAGCCACUACCAGUGUCUCAUCGCUGCUGCUGCCGCUUAUUCUGUGUCAUUCUUUUCCCCGCCUGCCCCUCCCACCUCGGCAAUGGCGGACAGCGCUAGUGAGAGCGAUACCGACGGGGCCGGCAGUAGCACGGCAGCCAUGCAGACCUCCUCUCCGGCUUCAUCGUCUUCGGGCAAGUCCGGCAUCGUCAUCUCGCCCUUCCGCCUGGAGGAGCUGACGAAUCGGCUGGCCUCGCUGCAGCAGGAGAACAAGGUGCUGAAGAUCGAGCUGGAGACGUACAAGCUGAAGUGCAAAGCCCUGAUGGAGGAGAACCGAGACCUGCGCAAGGCCAGCGUCACCAUUCAAGCCCGGGCAGAGCAAGAAGAGGAGUUCAUUAGCAACACGCUGUUUAAAAAGAUCCAGGCUUUGCAGAAAGAGAAGGAAACCCUCGCUGUGAACUAUGAGAAAGAAGAGGAGUUCCUCACUAACGAAUUGUCCCGGAAACUCAUGCAGUUGCAGCACGAAAAGGCUGAGCUGGAGCAGCACCUGGAGCAGGAACAGGAGUUCCAAGUGAACAAGCUGAUGAAGAAGAUUAAGAAGUUGGAAAAUGAUACCAUCUCCAAACAGCUCACCCUGGAGCAGCUAAGACGGGAGAAGAUCGAUCUGGAAAACACACUAGAACAGGAGCAAGAGGCCCUGGUAAACCGUUUGUGGAAGCGAAUGGACAAGCUGGAGACUGAGAAAAGAAUAUUGCAAGAGAAAUUAGACCAACCUGUUUCUGCUCCGCCGUCGCCACGAGACAUAUCCAUGGAAAUCGAAUCCCCGGAAAACAUGAUGAGACACAUUCGAUUUCUGAAGAAUGAAGUCGAGAGGCUAAAGAAUCAAUUAAGGGCCGCGCAAAUGCAGCACACUGAGAAGAUGGCUCAGUAUUUGGAAGAGGAGCGCCACAUGAGGGAAGAGAAUUUACGGCUUCAGCGGAAGUUACAGCGGGAGAUGGAGAGAAGGGAAGCGCUGUGCCGACAGUUAUCAGAAAGCGAGUCCAGCUUAGAAAUGGAUGAUGAGAGGUAUUUUAAUGAGAUGUCGGCACAAGGCCUGAGGCCUCGCACUGUGUCCAGCCCAAUACCGUAUACACCGUCACCAAGUUCCAGCAGGCCGAUUUCACCUGGUCUGUCAUAUGCGAGUCACACCGUCGGCUUCACACCUCCAACCUCUCUGACCAGAGCUGGAAUGUCGUACUUUAAUUCGCCAGGAUUACACGUGCAACAUAUGGGAUCAUCUCACGGUAUCGCGAGACCUUCUCCUCGAAGAAGCAACAGCCCAGACAAGUUCAAGCGUCCUACACCCCCUCCAUCUCCCAACACCCAGACUCCUGUUCCACCACCGCCUCCACCUCCAGCACAGCCUGCAGCCUCCCAGUCUUCAUCCUCCCACAAUUCAGUGCACCCCCCCUCUCAGCCCUAGAUGCAUGACCUCUGCAGUCUCUGCAUUUUGAGUUGGACUCAUAACAUGGGACAGUUUCCCGAAAGCCAAAGGCUUAGCCGUCCUAUUUGGAUUUUGACUAUUUGCACUGAGGUUACAUAGGCUUCACUGUCUAAUCGUGUUGUAAAUGUUCGUCUACGAAAUGCAGCCGGUGUUGUGGGUCCUACACAUAUCCCCGUAUACGGAAUACUACAUGUGCGUUGAUCCUCGGCUGAAACAUUAGGUAUUGAGUAGAACAAACCAUGUUAAGUCUCGCUGCUCCAAUGCUUUCCCUGGUAAGGCUUUUAGAUUUGCAUCAUUUUUUUUUUUUUUUUUUAAGUUCCCCUUUUGAGGGGCUGCGUACAAAUGAAAACGCAUGAUGGUCUGGACUUUCAGUUUUAUGGGGUAUCCCAGCUUACAGUAAUUAAUCACUACAUAUGAUUAAUCUUGAAUAAUGAACUUACAGGGGCAUGUGAAACCACUGCAGUUACUUGGCCCGUCUGCAUUGAGAACUAUAACGCGUCGUUAUCAACUGUCAAUAAAACCAGCAUUUCUGCUCAAAGGGGAACUAUCACGAAAAUGAAAAUUGAAUAUAAGUUUCGGCAUACUGAAAUAAGAGACUUUCUAAAUACAAUCAAUUAAAAAUUCUGUAGCGUUUCUGAAAUAAUCAAGUUUAUCUUCACUAUCCCUUUUCAUGCAGCAGUCGGGUGUCGGAUAAUCAUUGACAGUUAGAUCCAAUAUAUCUUAUAGGGGGCUCAUUUUCCUAGCAGAUGUAUUAGAGCUAGGGAUGCGCUGAAUCCACUAUUUUGGAUUCGGCGGAAUCCCCAAAUGCUUUGCAAAAGAUUUGGCCGAAUACCGAAUCCUAAUUUGCAUAUUCAAACGGAGUGGGAAGGGGAAAUCAUUUUUUACUUGUUUUGUGCCAAAAAGUCAUGCAAUUUCCCUCCCCACUCCGGUUCAGCCUGCCA
This is a messenger RNA of Xenopus laevis (African clawed frog), 2463 nucleotides long. It is a transcript of the gene ccdc6.L, whose product is annotated as coiled-coil domain containing 6 L homeolog. The record is from RefSeq and is a predicted model, not a curated record. The transcript is spliced from 9 exons. Bases 143 to 1501 code for a protein of 452 amino acids. NCBI's taxonomy places the organism in Eukaryota, Metazoa, Chordata, Amphibia, Anura, Pipidae.